Molecule: messenger RNA, 2475 nt
Organism: Trematomus bernacchii (emerald rockcod)
Lineage: Eukaryota; Metazoa; Chordata; Actinopteri; Perciformes; Nototheniidae
Gene: fndc5a
Product: fibronectin type III domain containing 5a
Exons: 6
Coding region: 26-685 (219 amino acids)
Molecular function (GO): protein binding
Source: RefSeq, a predicted model, not a curated record
CAGAGUAAAUGGGAGCGUUAGAAAGAUGGAGAGCUUUUUGUUCCCGCUCGUCCUCAGCUGUCUCUGCGUCUCUCGAGUCACAGCAGAUAGCUUGUCGCCUCCUGUCAAUGUGACCAUCGGCGCAGUGAAAGCCAACUCUGCUGUGGUGACAUGGGACAUCCCCGAGGGAGACCCCGUUAUUGGCUUUGCCAUCACACAGCAGAAGAAAGACGUGCGCAUGCUGCGAUUCAUCCAGGAAGUCAACACCACCACACGCUCCUGUGCAUUAUGGGACUUGGAGGAAGAGACAGACUACAUUGUGCAUGUCCAGUCCAUCAGCAUGUCUGGGUCGAGCCCGCUGAGCGAACCCCUGCGCUUCCGAACGCCCAAGGAGGCCGAGACCCAGGCCUCUAAGAGUAAAGACGAGGUGACGAUGGAAGAAGUGGGCCAGAGCACCCAGAUGAGGGCGGGGGAGCUCAUCAUCAUCGUGGUGGUGCUGAUCAUGUGGGCAGGUGUGAUCGCUCUCUUCUGCCGUCAGUACGACAUCAUCAAAGACAACGAGCCCAACAACAACAAGGACAAAGCCAAAAACUCCUCCGAGUGCAGCACUCCUGAACAUCCGACGGGGGGGCUGUUGCGCAGUAAGUUCCCUAAGAACAACAACAACAACAAUAGGAUGCCAUCUGUCAACAUCAUUGAGGUGUGACUGCCAGGACGUCGUCUCUUUAUCCAAAAGACUAUGUGUUCUCGUAAACAAGCGGGCCCCUUUUAGGCCCAUCUGCUUGUCAGGAUGAGGCUGGGACUCAGGGCCCUUUACUCUCCUCUGGCGGGGCUGAAGCCAAGCUGCUCCAGUCGGGGGGGUCGGACACGGCCUGGCCGGUCUGAGGGUCUGAGGGUCUGAGGGCAGAGUCUGGGUGGGCUCAGAGGCUGCACCCUGCUCUGUAAGUACUCUACCGCGGGGCCGAUGGGGGCCAAGUGGCUCCGACAGUGAGACUGCAGCUGCACCAACCCCAGGGACCAAAGUCUACGAACAGAGCCAGAGACCUUUUCAUUCUCUCUCUCCGUCACCUCUUUCUUCUCACCGUUUUUCAGUACAUUAUCAACAACCACAAAUAAGACCUUUCACCAUAUGAGUGGCACUUGUCGUACCUUUUUUUCUUCAUAAUAUUCAGCUUUAUGAAUUGAAAGAAAAACACUGUAGAUCAUCCAUUAUUCUAGUUAAUGUUAACAAGGUGCCACCAGAGCAGUCCUGUUCUGGUAUCUUUUUAUUUUUCUAGAUCCCGCUCAGGCAGAAACGUUCUGUGGGAACUGUUUUCAUUCUGCCAAGCUCCUUUUCCCCCCUCAGGGAAACCAGAGUCCACCUGGCUGCUUUAGGACUCGUUUCUUAGAUGUGCUGCAGUGACGUCAGAGCAGCCUUAGAGGAGCUGAAUCACCCACUAUCGUCAUUUUGAAGGCUUAUCUGAGUAUGUAACAGGCCAGGUGGUUUCAUCUUGGCCACACUUGUGUUUGCCCUCUAACUUCUGUCAUGCUUUUUUAAUAGAUUUCCUGAAUUGUUACAUUCCACAUCCAGGAUGAGCCCUUUAGUAUUUCCUUGUGUCUUUCUCUGUGAGGGGGAUGAAUUUCAUUAUGGAGCUGCGUUCAUUGAAUGAAUUUAAAAAGAGGGGGUGGACUCUACUGAUGUCUGUGGAGACCCCAAAGAGAUCCCUUAUAUCAGCAAUAACAGUGGAAGCACUGUUCGUCCAAAACUCGAGCUCCCAGCAUGCAUUGUUCAGACGAAUGAACAAACUGCACAUCGACUAUGAGGGAAUUUAACCUGAGUUUACAGGUGAUCCCUCCCCUUAACUUUAAGAGAAAAGUGUUUCAGCGCUGUUGUAAAAUCUUUCGGAUGGAGAGCAUGGGGGGGGAAAUAUGUUUUAUGGGCCCAACAUUCAACCCAGAGACUUCCUUAUGACAUUAGCAGAUGUCACCAAGAAGGAAGGGCUUCUAUCAAGACUUCUUUCUCAAAUCAAAGUCAACAUUGCUUUGAAACUACGUGUUGAGAACACUAAAAAGGGAUCCACUGUUAUACGGUACUGUGCACUGUACACUGUAAAGGGACUUGUUUUCAGAAAGCAAAUGGUGUAUGUGAGGGCUGAUUAAAACUCAGUAGUACUGCCUUAAAAACAAUUGUAUUUAUGAUUUAUCUUAUACGACGGAAAGCCCUGUAUACCUGUCUGAUUCAUUAGCUUUCACAUGAUAAUUAAAUGUGUCCGCAAGAGUGAAAAUGAACAUGUGCUGAGGUUAGUUGGCAAAUCUGGUUGACAUUGAAUGUGUAAAUACAUUUUAUAUUUCAUUCUUGUUUGGUAGUGUCAGCCUAGAGAGCCUUUAAUGAAAUAUGACUAAUGUGCAACAUGUAUAGAAUCUAAAUGUUAGAGGGUACCGGCCGUUUGUUCACGCUGGUGACAAUGUAGGUGAUUUCUUUUGUCAAUACACUGCUGUUAAAGUCUUUUGAAAACA